AUGCACCUGGAUCCGUUUUCGGUGCUCGACAGUGGUUUGGCGACUCUCACAUUGGCAGGCGGAACAUUGGCAUUCGUUUCUUUACUGUUGUUGCUUCCCAUCUUGGUGCGGCAGUUGGGCGGAUUGCCUGCCGAACAUGCUCCAAGAAAGCCUGACCAAGAUGCAGCCCCACCGUUGGCAUUGCUGCGUGUGACAGGUGCGCUAUGCAGUGGCGUCAUGGCAAACAUCACGUGUAUUGUGCUGACCGUCCAGACGGAAACUGAGCAGUUGACCACAUCUGGUUAUCUUCUGGCCAGUGAAUGCGUCGGAGCUGUGGUGGGCUUGCUGCUCUUCCGAUCCUUUGUGCUAGCUCAACUGCGAGUUGCCUACCAGCUCACGGCUGUAAGCAUGAUUGUGGGCAACGGGCUGUAUGCGUGGGCCUCCAUUCAAUCCAAGGGGCUGCUUGCAUUGUUCGCCAGCAGGAUGAUCACUGGCGUGGGGGCGGGAAGCAUGUACAACUCGGCUAUGGUGAUGGUCCAUUUCGCGCGGGGUCAACAAAAGACUCCGCACAUGGUGUUGUACCAAUUCUUCGUGGCCUUUGGUGUUUUGCUAGGCCCUGCUCUCGCCUCAGUCAGCUUACUUUUACUGCCAGGAACUGAGACCAAAGAUGCUUUGGCCAACUGCAUCAUGGUGGUCUGGGGAGCCGGGCUGUGGCUAGCAGUGGUGAUUGUGGUCCCAAGUGACAUCAGCACGUUCGAGGUCCAAGCCGGUUUGACAAAGUCAUCCGUCCUGGAGGCUUCCGAGGCCACAGAGACGUCUGAACUACCAGAGACAUCGACUCGGAGUGGGACGAUCAACGGCCUGGCUUUGUUUCUUACCCUCAUCGGCAGUGCCACGAUCAGGAUGGGUCAACGGCUACUUUGGGAGAGUGGCUCAGUCAUUGCUGUGGAGGUUACAUACGGCUGGUCCGCUUCCACUGCAGGUUUGGUGUUCAUUGUGGUCGUGGUGUCCAUGGCUGUUGCGCAGUAUCUUUUCUCGCAGCACGUGGCAGGCAAAUAUCCAGAUACAGUGUUGCUGCGCAGACUGGAAAUUACACAGCUGGUGGGUGUCUUGCUCAUGUUUCAACCUCUGCAGCUUCCAGUUGCCUUGAGCGUACUACAGUUUAUGGUGGCAUCUGUUCUUGCAUACUCUUCGAAUGCAAUUUGGUCCGGCGUGCUCACAUCAUUCUGUGUAAAGCGAUCACUUGCAAAUUCGUUCUUCAGUUCAGAAAAUCUUAUGCUUCUGAAUCAAGCGGCGAUUUUCCUUGGGAUAGCUGCCGGGAGCACAAUCAGCAGAGCGAGUCAGGAAGUCGUCCAGGGCGGACCUGCAUUAUCGAGUAUGAAUAUCUUGGCUGGCACACUCCUCGUUGGAGCACUGCUUCAGCUCAAUCUGUCACUCAUUACAAUCAGCGAGAUUUCAUUGGAUUUUUUUGUUGCCAUUGUGAGCCUGGGUUUGGGACUCGUGAUUCCAGUCGCCGCCCUGAUGCCUGCAUGGGGAGGUACAGGUCCUUCUCAUGUUUUUACCUGGCAUAUCGUCUGCAUGGGCAUGGCAUGGCCUUGUCUUUCCGUGCUGGGUUAUUGGAGCUACAAUGCUGACCUGAUGAGUGGACGCAGCAAGAACGGUCGGCGAACCAUCCACAUGCUCUGUAUGCUUGGAGUUGGCGUUCUUUCAAUUGCAGGAUAUGCUUCUCUUUUCGAAGCCCAUAGGCAGAAUGGAGAGGGCCAGUUCGGGGGCCUGAUGGUCGAGGGCAACAAGUGGACAUUGAAGCGUGGUGUGGGCCGCUUCAUCCAUGUUGCCAUCGGCUACCUGGUUGUUCUGGGAGUGCUGCUGCAAGCUGUCAUGGGCCUUUGGAAGCGACACGUCCUUCUCAACCAUGAUUUGAAGGCCGUCACGUGGCACGGCGGGUUUGGGCGUGUUCUUCUGACUUGUGGCCUAGUUUCGACCUGCAUUGGUGUUUGGCUUGAUAUUAAUGGGAAGGGUGGCUUCCCUCUGACACUGAAGCUUGGCAUCUCUGCAACUUUGCCUUGCCUUGGUGCGCUUGCCUUCUUCCGGGGCCCUGAAAUUUGA
Symbiodinium sp. CCMP2592 is the source of this 2085-nucleotide messenger RNA. The record is from the annotation of a GenBank genome assembly. Lineage: Eukaryota; Dinophyceae; Suessiales; Symbiodiniaceae.